UCCGGAUUCAAACACCGACAUCCACACGACGCGCAGAGAGAGGCGCAGCUCGAAGUUUCCCCCUGCAGGUCACAGCUGAGGGCCAUGGCUCGCGGGCAUCAGAAGAUCCAGUCCCAGCAGAAGAACGCCAAGAAGGCGGCGGAGAAGAAGAAAGGUCAGGCCGCCGACCAGAAGUCUGCGGCCAUGGCGGCGCUGAUCCACACCUGCCCAGUCUGCCGGAGUCAGAUGCCCGACCCCAAGACGUUCAAGCAGCACUUUGAGAGCAAACACCCCAAGUCCCCGAUGCCUCCGGAGCUGGCCGACGUUCAGGCUUAAAGAACCGUCUCCUGCAAGACCACCUGAACCCGGAUCCACGAUGACCACAGACCUGAGCUGCUGCCCCCCCGAAGGACGUGGACGGACCCCGGGACCCGUCAGGACGCGUGGACAUGGGGACAGACAGAGGGGGGGGGGGGACGCAGGACGUGUGUAUGUGCUGUGUACGUACGUGCGUGUGUGUUUGCGUGAGAGAAAAACAAUAACCACAGGGGGGCAGUAGAGCACCACCAGCCCACUUUUUUUAUAUUUAUUGUGGACCACCUUGCUAUACCAGAUCGAAUGAAACUAUGUUGUGACUAACUAGGGGGAGAGUUGACAUGUCUGAAAGAGCUACAGGGGGGGGGGGUACUGGUUGAACAGUGGCAGGUUCCACCUCCACGUUCGAUUCCUCCGCUCGUCCACAGCGGACACGGCUCUGCUUUGAUUUGAUUUGAUUCGAACAAAAUCACGUUUUGUCCCCAUCUGGUCUCACAGAGGAUUAAAUGUGGUAAAUGUCUGAAGGUCUCCUGUCCCCUGGUGUCCUCCUCGGGGGGGGUCCUCACUUUCUAACACCUCACCACAGAACCUCACAUUCCACCGGACUGCAACUCUCAUGGUUACUUUCAUUUAAUAUUCAUCAAAUCCUUCUACUUAUUGCUUAUUAUGCCACUUCCUCUGCAAUAAUCCCAUCUUUGUUCUGAGGCUCAGCUUCGUUUCACUCUCGCUAACAAACACUCAGAAGUUUCCUCGAGAACCGAACCUGUAGAUUUGAGUCCGUAAUCAACCGAAAAUAUCUGUCCCUGUUGUUUCUGCUCAAAUGCUCACGAGCAGGAAAAGAAACUUCACAAAUUCGCUUGUCUGUACUUUUUUUUUUGUUUCCCUUUUAAAUAAAUCCAUCAUGUAUUUAA
Limanda limanda (common dab) is the source of this 1205-nucleotide messenger RNA. RefSeq names its product Zinc finger protein 706-like. The transcript has 4 exons. Bases 85 to 315 code for a protein of 76 amino acids. The record is from RefSeq and is a predicted model, not a curated record. NCBI's taxonomy places the organism in Eukaryota, Metazoa, Chordata, Actinopteri, Pleuronectiformes, Pleuronectidae.